This is a messenger RNA of Entamoeba invadens IP1, 603 nucleotides long. RefSeq lists its product as hypothetical. Lineage: Eukaryota; Evosea; Mastigamoebida; Endamoebidae. The record is from RefSeq and is a predicted model, not a curated record. The coding region runs from base 1 to 603 and encodes 200 amino acids. The transcript has a single exon.
AUGGCGACAAGGACCAACGGUGUUCCGUUCCGCGAGAAGAGUCUUCCGUUCAAGACAAAGUGUAGCAGAGAGAAGCGAAACCUUGAGGCGGUGCAACAAGCCAUUUUAGUUGGAUUGGUUUCUAAAAUGUUUUCCAUCCUCAUUGAGCGACCGCCUAAACAAUCAAAAGUCACUGAACAGAUACCAAAGAUCAUAAGCAUAAUGGGUGAGUCGAGUGUGUUAGAAUUUGACUCGUUUGUCAAAGACAGAUUUAAAACGGAAUUGGACGCGACUUACUCGUCUGAAGCAGAGAGAAUUAAAACACUCCGAUUGUUUAACAGAAACGUGUUUGUCUUCACUAACAAUUUCCUCCUUGAUUUGUGUACUGAAAUUGGAUACGUCUUCAACACUCGACUGAGCAAAAUAUCGAAAAAUACACAACGAAUCGAAUACAUUGAAUCAGUGUGUUAUAAAGGAAAAGUCAUUCUAACAAAGAACAAUUUACUCGAAAAGGGAAAAAGGGUGUGUAAAUACUUUUCUUCUAUUGUUAUUGAUAAAAAGCAGACAACGGUCGAAGCUGGUGAUGUCGAAAUCGCAAAAAUAUUUGAAACAUCAAACGAGUGA